This is a messenger RNA of Cinclus cinclus, 4080 nucleotides long. It is a transcript of the gene KRIT1, whose product is annotated as KRIT1 ankyrin repeat containing. Gene Ontology annotation, biological process: cell redox homeostasis; regulation of establishment of cell polarity; negative regulation of angiogenesis. Bases 255 to 2465 code for a protein of 736 amino acids. The transcript has 17 exons. NCBI's taxonomy places the organism in Eukaryota, Metazoa, Chordata, Aves, Passeriformes, Cinclidae. The record is from RefSeq and is a predicted model, not a curated record. Gene Ontology annotation, cellular component: plasma membrane; cytoskeleton. Gene Ontology annotation, molecular function: protein binding.
CUAACAUUUAAAAUAUGUGGAGAAAUUAAUCUGCGAAAAGCAUGUGUAUACUGAUGCUAUGGAAUGAAAGGGUGUUCAUUUAGAGAUGAAGAAAAUGAUCAGCUGGAAGGUGGAAAUGAUCAGACAUAACCUUCUUUCUGGAAGCUGAUAUGUGAUUUAGCUUUAGGAGGUUUUCCAUAUAAUUUCCAUACAAUUUUGUGAUUUUAGGAAUUGUCACCUUGGUUUAACAGAAGGUGAUAAAGUAAGAAGGAGAGAUGGGAAACCCAGAAAACAUUGGAGAUGCAUAUGUUGCUGUGAUCCGUCCAAAAAAUACUGCUAGCCUCAAUUCUCGGGAAUAUCGAGCUAAAUCCUAUGAAAUUUUGCUGCUUGAAGUUCCCAUUGAAGGCCAAAAGAAAAAAAGAAAGAAAGUUUUGCUGGAAACUAAACUUCAAGGAGGCACUGAGAUAACCCAGAGCAUCUUGGAUUAUGUAUUAGAAGCCACCAAACCAAUUUCACCAGCCAAUCAGGGUAUUAAAGGAAAACGUGUGGUGUUAAUGAAGAAGUUUCCUCUAGAUGGAGAGAAGGCAGGCCAGGAGGCAUCUCUUUACAUUGUUCCAACUGUUGUGAAAGAUAAUACAAAAUAUACAUACAGUCCUGGAUGCCCUGUGUUCUACUGUUUACAAGACAUCAUGAGAGUCUGCAGUGAAUCCAGCACGCACUUCGCUACGCUUACUGCAAAAAUGUUAAUUGCCUUGGAUAAGUGGUUGGAUGAACGGCACACACAGUCUCACUCCAUCCCAGCUUUAUUCAGACCAUCUCCUCUUGAGAGAAUUAAAACAAAUGUAAUAAACCCUGCCUAUGCUAUAGAACCUGGUCAAACAGAGAGCUCAUUGCACAUGGGUUAUACUGCCCUGGAAAUAAAGAGUAAAAUGCUGGCAUUGGAGAAAGCAGAUAUGUGUAUCUAUAAUCCUUUGUUUGGAUCUGACCUUCAAUAUACCAAUAGGGUUGACAAGGUGGUAAUAAAUCCAUACUUUGGCCUUGGAGCCCCAGACUAUUCAAAGAUUCAGAUUCCUAAAAGAGAAAAGUGGCAACGUAGCAUGAGCAGUGUCACAGAGGACAAGGAACACCAGUGGGUAGAUGAUUUCCCUCUUCACCGCAGUGCUUGUGAAGGUGACUCUGAUUUACUAAGCCACCUUCUGGAUAAAAAGUUUUCUGUUAAUCAGUUGGAUAGUGACCACUGGGCACCAAUCCAUUAUGCAUGCUGGUAUGGAAAAGUUGAAGCCACUCGAAUGCUCUUGGAGAAAGGGAAAUGCAAUCCAAAUCUUUUGAAUGGUCAACUUAGCUCUCCUCUUCAUUUCGCUGCUGGAGGUGGGCAUGCUGAAAUAGUACAAAUUCUACUAAAUCAUCCAGAAAUUGACAGACACAUUACUGAUCAACAGGGAAGAUCUCCGCUGAAUGUCUGUGAAGAGAACAAACAAAAUGAGUGGGAAGAAGCUGCAAAACUACUGAAGGAAGCCAUAAAUAAACCUUAUGAAAAGGCACGAAUCUAUCGUAUGGAUGGGUCGUAUCGCUCUGUGGAGCUGAAACAUGGAAACAACACAACUGUCCAGCAAAUAAUGGAGGGCAUGCGCCUGUCUCAAGAAACUCAGCAGUACUUCACCAUCUGGAUCUGUUCUGAGAACCUCAGUCUCCAGCUGAAGCCAUAUCACAAGCCUUUGCAGCAUAUUCGAGACUGGCCUGAAAUAUUCACUGAACUGACAAACUUGGAUCCUCAAAGGGAAACUUCACAGCUUUUCCUGAGAAGGGAUGUAAGACUUCCACUGGAAAUAGAAAAAAAGAUUGAGGAUCCAUUGGCUAUUCUUAUACUUUUUGAUGAGGCCAGAUAUAAUUUACUGAAAGGUUUUUAUACAUCACCUGAUGCAAAGCUGAUUACACUGGCAAGUUUGCUUCUACAAAUAGUCUAUGGAAAUUAUGAGAGCAAGAAACAUAAGCAGGGCUUUCUAAAUGAAGAAAACCUUAAAUCUAUCGUACCAAUAACUAAACUAAAAAGCAAAGCUCCUCAUUGGACAAACAGGAUACUUCACGAAUACAAGAAUCUCAGCACCAGUGAAGGUGUCAGUAAGGAGAUGCAUCACCUUCAGCGCAUGUUCUUGCAGAAUUGCUGGGAAAUUCCUACUUAUGGAGCAGCUUUUUUCACAGGACAGAUAUUCACCAAAGCAAGUUCAAGUAGCCAUAAAGUCAUCAAAGUGUACGUAGGAGUAAACGUAAAAGGGCUGCACCUCCUCAACAUGGAAACUAAGGCUUUGCUCCUCAGCCUCAAGUAUGGUUGCUUUAUGUGGCAGUUGGGAGAUGGAGAUACAUGCUUUCAAAUCCACAGUCUGGAAAACAAAAUGAGCUUUAUUGUGCAUACCAAACAGGCAGGACUCGUUGUAAAACUCCUGAUUAAAUUAAAUGGCCAGCUAAUGCCAACUGAAAGAAACGAGUGAUGGAAGUGAACAAUAGUUACGAGAUGGCAUCUGAUGGCUGAGCAAAAAACAACUUGUUCCUCCUCAUAACAGGACUUCCAUGUACGUGAAUUUUACACAGUAGAAAAGUCAAUUUGUACAGUUUUUUUUAACUUUGUACAGAAGCUGCAUGGUUUAUUUUUUUAAAAAAAACUAUACAACAUAUCUAUUAUUUUUAUAAAUAUUUUUGUGUUUCAUAUAUUAACUAUUGUAGGGCGUGAGCUUAACCAGUAAAGCUGAUGAAAUGUGAAUGGUUUACCGAGUUCAAUGAGCAUGAAUCCAGUAAAGCUUUUGUUCCCAGAGAAAUAUGGGACUACCAGUGCCAUAAAGCAAGUCUCAGUUAACCUAUUUACUGUUGUGUGGAACAUCAAGGAGAUGGUAUAUGUUGCAGUAUUUUGUAGAUACCCCGUAUUUUUAAGAUACUAUUGAUAAAUAUGCUUAAGAGACCAGUUAGACCAGUUAGACUGUUGAGCAACUACUUUUGAUAAACUCUUAUUUUUUAUUUGGUUUCUGACAAACAUUUGAGCUUACUUUAUUUUUACUCUUAACUUUCUCAUACUUUGUAUUCAUAUUUAUUCUAAAAUACUGCAUGAGGAUGCCAAAAGGGAAGUACUUUAAAUCAUUCAGAAGCCAUAUUGAAUGUUUAGCAUGCUUGUUUUGUAAAAUGGAUUUUUACUUCUGCUGUGCAAUAUAAAAUGUAUGUAUGGAGGAGAGGGAGACAGGGAUUUACAGAUGAACCUUACUCAGAGGACUUGAGAAAGUUUAAUAAAUCCUACCCUGGAUUGCAACACAUAUGCAGUAACAAAAACUCAUACAGGAGGUACUAAGUUAUUUCUCUUAAAUAAUUUUCCUACUGAUUAAUUCAGUUUCUUCAGGCUAAAAGCAGUGCAGGAUGCAGGAAUGAAGAUGACAAGGAAGUCAGAUACAGUCUGUAAGCAUUCUGCCUGCUCUUUGUAGAGUCAGGGUUGGGGCUCAACAAGUUGGGUCCCUAGUGUAAGAUGGGAUCCUAUGCAGUCUGAAACAUAUCCUUGUACAUUCAAAUAGUAUCUGUAACACAAAUCUUUGAAAUUUCUGGUUGUAUUUCAGGGUUUUAAGUGCACUUGACUAUUUCUUCCAUGUAAACUGCAUGCUAAAACAGUGUGCAAUAUUUUGUAAAAAAAAAAAAAAGCUUUUAUAAAAAAAUAAAAAUUAGCACUUGCCUCUAUGUUUUCAAAUAAAAGCUAAAAUGAAUGUGAAGAACUGUGCUGUUGUAACUUUACUCAUACCUUACUAGUAACUGCAGUUUAAGAAAUUAAAGUAUUAAACAUGAACAGGAGACUUGUAUUUUUUAUUCUUCUUAGCAAGCUGUACUUUUCUACUUAAACUUCACAGGCCUAAAUAGCAGUAAAUUUUCAUGGAUUGUUAUGCUUUAUUUAAGAUAAAUAAUGCAACAGUCAGGUCCUUCAUUGUGCAUCCCUGCUAUCAUUUGGCUCUGGUAUUAAAAAUACAUUUCUCUACAUAGCCCUUUCUUAGAAAACUAGAAGAAAAUGUUUGGAAGAUGUGUCAGUUGCCUAUAUAACUAUACUAUCAAUAUGCCUUAUUGCUGUGUAGUCCUUUC